Messenger RNA from Trypanosoma conorhini, 3498 nucleotides. RefSeq names its product myosin IF. The record is from RefSeq and is a predicted model, not a curated record. The transcript has a single exon. Gene Ontology annotation, cellular component: vesicle; cytoplasm; microvillus. The coding region runs from base 1 to 3498 and encodes 1165 amino acids. Gene Ontology annotation, molecular function: microfilament motor activity; ATP binding; actin filament binding. Gene Ontology annotation, biological process: vesicle transport along actin filament; actin filament organization. NCBI's taxonomy places the organism in Eukaryota, Euglenozoa, Kinetoplastea, Trypanosomatida, Trypanosomatidae.
AUGGCACAUAUCGAUUUUAGGAAGGCGGCUGUGGUUGGUGUGGAUGACCUUGUCCUGCUUCCGCAGCUUUCCGACAGGGCCAUCAUGGAGAACCUCAAGUUGCGCCACAGCAAAGAUGUUAUCUACACGAGUAUUGGCCCGGUUUUGUUAAGUGUGAAUCCGUUCAAAAAGAUUCCAAACUUGUACAGUGAGGAGCGCAUCGCCUUCUUUCGGGGUGGCGGAAAGAGUAACGGGACGGUGGUUGGGAGCAGCCAUGGCGGGCCCCACGUGUUUGGUUUGGCGGAGGAGACCUACCGCACCAUGGUUGCGGAGGAGGAGAAUCAAUGCGUCAUCAUCUCAGGGGAGUCGGGGGCGGGAAAGACGGAGGCGUCAAAGCAGAUUAUGCAGUACGUCUCCGCAGUCUCGGGUAACACGGCGGAAAUGCAGCGUGUAAAACGGAUCAUUUUGGUGUCUAAUCCCUUACUGGAGGCCUUUGGCAACGCAAAGACUGUACGGAAUGACAACAGUUCUCGUUUUGGGAAGUUCUUUGAAAUAUUUUUUGAUCGAAUGGGUGGUCCUGUUGGCGGACGCAUGUCGAACUUUCUUCUUGAGAAGUCACGGGUAGUUGGCCAGCAGAAAGGAGAGCGGAGCUUCCAUGUUUUUUACCAGUUAUGUCACGGGGCUGCUCCGGCGCUACGUGAUAGGCUGCGGCUACUGCCCCCCGGCGACUUCUUCUACCUGAACCAGGGCGGCACGCUGGAGUGUGAAGGCAUUGACGAAAGGAAGGCAUGGGCGGAGACGCUGGCGGCAAUGAACGCAAUGUCGAUUUCAAUGGCGGAUCAACAGUCCAUCUUCGAGACCCUCGCCCUCAUCCUGCACCUUGGGCAGCUGCAGUUUGCGUCGUCCGCGGCAGGCCGUGAAGACGCUGCGUUGCUGGUUUCAAAUAGGGAUGAACUGGAUUUUUGCGCCAUGCUCUUGGGCGUAGACGCGGCUGCGCUGGAGCGGGCCCUCACAUGGAAGCGGCUGGAAAUGGGCGCAAGCGAGGUAGUCAACGUCCCUCUUGACAUGCAGCAGUGCCGAAAUGCCCGUGACGCUAUUGCAAAGACACUAUACCACCACUUGUUUGACUUUGUCGUGCAGUCGGUGAAUGUGGCUCUCGGGGAGAAAUCGCACGAUUUGAUGCUCGGCGUUCUUGACAUUUACGGAUUUGAGAUCUUUGAAAAGAACGGGUUUGAGCAGUUCUGCAUUAACUACGUCAAUGAAAAACUGCAGCAGAUCUUCAUAGAGUUAACUUUGAAGGUGGAGCAAGAGGAAUAUGUGCGGGAGCAGAUUCCAUGGGAGGAGAUCAGGUAUUUCAACAACAAGGUUGUAUGCGACCUCAUUGAGGGGACUCAGCCGCCCGGGCUGUUUGCCAUCAUUGAUGAUGUGUGUGCGACGAUGGCGAAGGAAAAGGAGUCCGUCGCCGACAUCAAGAUGCUUGACAAACUAGACGCCGUACACUCCGGCAACCCCCACUUCAACAGGACAGAACGAGGGUUUCGUGUCCAGCACUACGCAGGAGAUGUGCAGUACAACGCGGAGGGCUUCACAACCCGCAACAAGGACCUCCUUAGUGUUGACAUCGCAUCGAUGCUUGGCUCUUGCUCUAACCGUUUUUUGCUAACACUCCUCGCGGAGACCAUUGCGGGUGUUUCACAAGGUGGCACCGGUGGACGGAACACACGUGUGACGACCACAGGACUUAAGAUGCGACAACAGGCAGCAAAUCUUGUCAAGACGCUGAUGGGGUGCAACCCACACUACGUGCGCACCAUCAAAUCAAACGACGAGAAGCGCCCCGGUUUCAUGGAUGAUGCCCGAGUUAUGCACCAGGUGAAAUACUUGGGCCUCCUCGAAAACGUUCGCGUUCGUCGCGCGGGAUACAGCUAUCGGCAAUACUUCAAUAAGUUUCUCCGGUGCUUCAAAUUUCUUAGCCCGGAGACGUUUCCACGCCCCUUCAAGGGCUCCGACCGUGAUGCUUGUUCUGCCAUUCUGCGUAGUGUCGGUGAUGCCUUACCGCAGGGCUCCUGGCAGCUGGGCCAGCAUAAGUUGUUUAUUCGACAGCCACAGCAUCUGUUCUUACUUGAGGACCUCCGUGAGGCCGCGCUUGACAAUAUUGUCUUGAAGAUUCAACGCGCUUGGUGCCGAUAUCAGCAGAAUAAGGAUGGCAUUCUCCUUAAGGCGUGUCUGGGGCGCAUGUAUUCCAAGGCCGGGAAGGCACGACGGGCGGACAGCGUAUUUCGCCCCUUCUCCGGCGAUUACCUUGACUAUCGCAACAAACUUCAGCAGCUUCACCCAUACGUGGAGUUUGACCCCAUUGGGAGUGCAUGGAAGGAGUUCUGGACCGAUGCGGGGCAGCGCUAUUAUCAUAAUCCGAUUCUCCAACGGACUCAAUGGGAACGCCCAAGGGAGAUGUCUCCGCAGAGAAUUGUUUUUACUGCCCUUGUGGAGCGGGUUGUCGAUCAUCAGAAGGCUUUACUUGAGAAAGAAUUUUGCAUUAUAACGGAUUUGGCCGUUUACCUGAUACAAGAACGCUUGGAAACUGUGGCACAGCCGCCAGCGAAGCCCACUAAAAGGAAUAUUCGCCCGGUACCGCGUACAACUUCUACAGUGACGAGGUACAUUCUUCAGAAGCGACUGGAUUUGCGCCUGUUAUCGGGGAUUUCUGUCACCACGCACGCGGAUACGGUUCUUGUGCUGCAUUUUUACCAACCCACUGUCCCGUACCGCUCGAUUGUAACGAGCUCACCAUCAGCAAAAAAUAAACGGACUCAUCUGUGCGAGUGUUGCGGGGGAAAACUGUCACCGGCAGCGAAGAGGCAGAAUUGUCCUGGGUGCGGACGCCUUUGCUGUGUGAAAAAUUGUUUGCAGUACAGUCGGCCGCUCCCUAUGCUGCUCGGACACAGCAAACCGGUACGGGUGUGCCCUAGCUGUGUGCACGGCGACCCUUUUGAACCGGUUGAGGAUGUGGUGUUAAUGACUUCCAUGAAGACAGAGAUCGCGGCCCUGUUAAGAAAGUGGUAUCGAAUUUUGAUGGGGAACAAAAUGCCAAUAACGAUAAGCGACUCCCUCGCAUACCAUCUAUUUGGUGAGAACCAGCAGUGGAUCCUCACAUCAACAGCUUCGGCUUCCAUUUCUGAAACGAUACUCAUCUCGGCUGGCCCAUUUGCCCUUGCGGUGAGCUCGCCGUUGGGUAUUCCCCAAGAAAUGAUUCAGGCGAUUGAAGCUGCACGGGAGCAGCGACGCGUCGCGGCAGCGGAACGACGCAGGAAUGAAGAAGAGGAGGAACGGGCGCGCGAGGUGGUCCGCGAGAGGGAGCGUGAGGAGGAGCAUCGUCGUGUUGUGGAAGAGCGCAAAAGGGCGAGAGCCGCAGCAGAGGCGCGGCAAGAAGCGGAGCGGCUGCAGCGCGAGCAAGCUAUUCGCGCCCAGCGAAAAGAAUCGGCAAGAAUUGUCGCGGAACGAGCUACACGGUAUCAAUAA